Molecule: messenger RNA, 6819 nt
Organism: Amphiprion ocellaris (clown anemonefish)
Lineage: Eukaryota; Metazoa; Chordata; Actinopteri; Pomacentridae
Gene: rassf3
Product: Ras association domain family member 3
Exons: 7
Coding region: 57-1334 (425 amino acids)
Biological process (GO): signal transduction
Cellular component (GO): cytoplasm
Source: RefSeq, a predicted model, not a curated record
ACCGACACCCAGCUCCUCACCGCUCACACGUCACACCUGCGUGAGCCUCGUGCGUGAUGUUUAACGUCGUGCACCAGGGUCGGAAGUACGCCCCCACGCGCUGCUCGCUCACCGACGAUUCUCCGUUAACGGUCCGGGCCGUUAACGUCGUCGGGUCUCCUGGUACGCUCACCGAGCCACCGGAGGGGACGUGGCCGCCUCCGGGCGCCAAGAUGCGGGUGUCCAAAGGCGCCGUGGUGGUGAGAGCCGCCCGGCGACACCCGGCUCCUCAGCCCGCCAGUCUGGAGAGUCUGGAGGCGGCGUGGAGCCAGAGAGGACGGGAGGACAAGCACCGUAGCCCCGAGACGAGGACCGGUGCUGGGGAGGCGGGAGGAGGAGGAGGAGGAGGAGGAGGAGGAGGAGGAGCAGGAGCAGCACCCCGGAGCAGGAGGAAGGCCUUCAGACCCCCCGAUGUCAGGACCAUCUUCGAGAAGGACCCCAGGGUGCAGGAGGAGUCCGGGGAGGGCCACAGCUUCCAGGCCGUAGGAGAGAACACCUGGUGUGACGUGUGCUGCCUCUACAUCUUCCAGCAGGGACUCACCUGUGCAGGUUGUAAAUACUCGUGUCACGCUGCAUGUCGGGACAGAGUGUCUCUGGACUGUCACCCUGCAGCGUCACCCAUCAGUCAGGACCAGCUCAACAACAACACAACGCUCCAUGAUGUGGAGAAGGAAAGGGAGUUGCGGACGGAGUUCAGCAGGGAGGAAAUCAGGCAGAAGAUCGAGCUGUACAACUCGAUGACCAAAGACCACCUAAAGAUGACGCUGGGUCAUACUGGGGUGUACACCGGGUUCAUCAAGGUCCAGAUGGAUCUGAGGAGGCCGGUGACGGUGAGGGGAGGUCAGAGAGGAGCCGGGGGAGCCAUGGUGGGGGAGGCCUUCUAUCUGCCCCGAGGAGUCACCAACACCCUCCACAUCAGCUCCAAUAACACCGUCAGACAGGUGAUCGUCGCCCUGCUGAACAAGUUCACCGUUGCAGACAACCCGGCUAAAUACGCCCUGUAUAAACGCUACCACACCGAGGAGCAGGUGUACGUUUGUAAGCUGGCAGAUGGAGAGCAGCCGUUGUUUCUUCGUCUGGUGGCAGGACCCGACACCGAGACGCUCAGCUUCGUACUGAGGGAACAACAGACUGGAGAAGUCAUGUGGGACGCCUUCUCCAUCCCCGAGCUGCGGAACUUCUUGCGGAUCCUCGACAAGGAGGAGGAAGAGCAGAAGGAGGCGGUGAUUCGGCGCUACGACGUCUACCGGCAGAGACUGCAGGAGGCGCUGAUGGCGCUCCGAGGACCUUCUUAGAGGAUCUAACCUCCAGAAACAGGACUACUGAAACCCUCAGAGGAGGAAAAACAUUUAGAUGGAGGCAGGGAUGUGAAGGCAGAACGAGGAGAGAAGAUCCAGAACCUGGAACAGAUGAAUCAUAAAGGAUGAGAGACGUCAAGAGAAGGACAAUGAAAGGAUGAUAAUUUGUGUUGAGGCUGCUGGAGUUUGAUUCAUCCUGGAUUCACGACUUCAACCAAAGAUUCAGCCGACUGUGCCAAAUCCACGGAGGUCCAUCCCUCUCUUCUUCUUCACAUAAUUUAUGCUGAUUCCUCUUCGUUUCCCCACUUGCUAUCUGUUAAACUCGUGAAAGACUUGAGGCCACUAUAUGUUGAAUUAUUUUUAUUUAAUUUGUUUCUCUUAAGAGCCUGUACAUAUUUUUUUUUCUUAAUUUAUAUGGGUGACGCUUCUGUGUAUUUUUUUUAAAACAAAGUCUUAUUUUAGUUUAUUUUAUAGAGGCGGAGCGACGGUCUGGUUGUUGACACAGACGCAGAGAAUAGUUUAUCUGACUGAUACUAGAUGUAAAUACACAAACAGAGCAGUAGAUAUGAAGUUUAUUAACCCUCCUGUUGUCCUCAUUUACGGGCACCAAAAAAUAUUGUUUCCUUGUCUGAAAAAAAUCCAAAUAUUCAGCAAAAAAAAUUCCCCAAAUUUCUGAAAAUUUGCAAAACCUUCAGGAAGAAAAUUCCAAUAAUUCCUUAAAAGUUUCCCUUAAAAAUUUUAUUUAAAAAAAAAAAAAAAAAAAAAAAAUCCCCCAAAUUUGGCAAGAAAAUUCUUGUAAAUAUUUUCAAAAAAUGAAUAAAAAUCUUCCCAAAAAAUCCUAAAAAUAUCUAAAGUGAUUCCAUAUAUAUCAGUAAAACUUCUAAUAUUUUCUUUAAGAACAGUCAGAAAAAAAUCAACCAAAAUCCAGCGAAAUUCGCUGGAUUUUGGUUGAUUUUUUUGCUGAAUGUUCUUAAGAAACAUUUUUAACUUUUCUUUUUUUCCACAAAAAUGUUCAAAGAUUUCCCAAAAAUGUUGAAAAUGUGGACAUCAGAAGUGUCACUGUGAAAAUAAACUCAAACUUUAAAACGGGUCAAUUUUGACCCGCAGGACAACAUGAGGGUUAAAUUACAAACAGGAAGUGUUGAUCAUUGAUAUGUCCUGCUCGUAUUAGCCUGAAAAUCAAGAUAUAUAGAAGUAGUGUCCAUGUUGUAUGGAGUCUAACGUGCCAAAUGAAGCUUCUUCUGUAAUGAACUGCAAUCUAAGGAUAUAUACUUAUUUUAGUUUUCUUGCGUUUUUUAAAAAUAGCUUUUUCUUUCAAAUGAAUACAAAAAUUUACCAUUUUUUUCGUAUUCCACCUCCUAAUUCAUUUGUUCUCUGCAAUUUUUAUCAAAAGAAUGAGCACGUUAGUCAAUUUGACAACAAAAAUGACAUUUUAACCAUUUUGAUUUAUUAUUUAGCAGUCUGAUGACAAAUUUUAAAAAGUAAAUAGAUUAAUUCUAAUCAAGAUCAUGAUUUUUUAAGGGUCUUUUACUUUUCCCUUCGUUAUAUUUGUCGGCAAAUUUGCAGUUGAAGAUACAUAGGAAUAAACUCAGACGUGUAGAUGCUCAGACUGUGGAUACUGACACGUAAUCAAGGAGGUUUUGGUAGAAAGAUUAAAAGAAUAGAGUCUGAAAUAGAAGAUUGUGAGAGACGGAAGUAGUUUAGUUUUGGUUGGGUGGAUUGGUGCGGUAGCAGCAGUAACGAAGGCGUUGCAUCGAACUGUUGUGUGAAGCAGCAGGGAUGAGGAUCAGAACCUCCACGUCCGAGGCCAUGGUUCUCUGAUGGAAACCGGUGGAUUGCUCCCUCUGGGUUGGGGGGAGUUGCUUCCCCAAGCAAAAGAGUUCAAGUAUCUCAGGAUCUUGUUGUUUGAUGGGAAAAUGGAGCGUGAGAUGGACUGGAGGAUUGGUGCAGUGGCAGCAGUAAUGUGGGCGUCAUAUCGAACCGUCGUGGUGACGAGGAAACUCUCAAUAUACCAUCAAUCUACGUCCCAAUCCUCACCUAUGGUCAUGAGCUCUGGGUAGUGACCAAAAGAACAAGAUCGUGGAUACAAGCAGCUGAAAUGAGCUUCCUCCCUAGGGUGGUGAACUCAGCCUUAGAGAUAGGGUACAUGUCCACUAGAUCUGGCAACCCGGGGUAGACCCAGAACUCGCUGGAGGGAUUAUGUAUCUCAUCUGGCCUGGUAAUGCCUCGGGAUCCCCAGGAAGAGCUGGAAAGCGUCACUGGGGAUGAGAGACGUCUGGAAUGACCUGCUUCAUCUGUUGCCUCCACGACCCAACCCCGGAUAAGCAGAAGAUGAUGGAUGGAUGGAUGGAUGGAUGGAUGGAUGGAUGGAUGGAUAGUUUUGGUUGAAGUCUGUAAAAAGUGUUGAUUGAUUGUUAUGCAAAGUAAAACUGUAGACGAGACGCCUGAUCUUUGACCCAGUGAGGUCAGAGGAGGGAGGACUGAGAUCAAACUGGUUUAUGGAAGUCGGCUGAAUGGUUUAGAGGAAGUAGAAACGUUAGAUGUAGGAAGGAAGAAACACAGAUGAAGACAAGAUCUGUUUUUAUUUUUAUACGAGGAGCAAAUACUCCGGAAAGAUUGUGGUGAUGGUUUUCCUCCAACCACGAGUCCCUUUGAUUAACUGCUUGUUCGCUUUUUUGCUCCUGUAAUCAACAGCUGAGAGAAAAGGAGGUCUGUUAGCGCUGAUAGCUGCAGAGGACAGUCUGUCAGCAGCCAUUCAUUUGAUGUUUUUGUGCUCUUAUCUCAAGUUGAAAUGCGCAGCCUUGACCUCCUUGUCAACCCGAGUUUCUCAUUGUUUUUAUGGACAAAAUGGGGCCAGAUAUUCUAGAGGGAAAGGACAGUAAUACGGAGAUUUGGGGGGAGAGUAAAGGAAGGAAUUUAAGUGCAAAAGAAGGUAUAAGAAUGAAUGAAAAGCUCAUUCAGACGUCGUAAAGGACUUUUAGCAGCUUAGAUAUAUAUGCAAACUAUUCUUUGGUGUAUGGAAGUGAUCAUUUAAAGACCAAAGAGGCUCGUUUUCUGGGCUUUUUGUAUCGGCCUUUAUUCAUUUAUUUGGGGAGGAAAAGUAAAAACAAGCAACAGAAAGACAAUCAUUUGGACAGACUCUUCACAGUUUAUGGAAAUGAAAAUGUUUGGAGCUGCAGGUGCUGAAUGACGCCAGACUGACGGCGCUGCAGUGGUCUAACGUCGCCAUCUAGAGGUCAAAUACCGAAACUGUUCUCUCAUUUCUGUGUCAAACAUGCUUUGUUUUCAUUUUUGUCAUUAUAACCAAAGAUAUUCUUGUGCUGUUGCCUGGUGCAAAACAUAUUAGAGGCCUCUUCUUCUUCCCACUGGAGGGAAAAACAUAGAGUAUGUAGUUUAGAGUUUUAUUUAAAGAGGUUUUAAUCCUCGUUUAUUCUAUCAAACACUGGGCUAAUUCUAUGGAGGCAACAAAAGACCUUUAGGAUUCGAAUUUUACUCAAUUUAAUACAGACUCACUGACCUUAAAUCCAAGAAUAGAGAGUCUACUGGACGAUAUUUUCAAGCUGCAUCAUGGGAAAUAUAGUAUUGUAGUAGUACUUAACCAUACUGGGUAGCUAAAAGUUACUACAUCUCAGCCUUCUCUUACUUCCUUUGCUUUUUGUUUUUGUUCAAAUGCAUCUCCUUUAACUGUAAGGAAGCACAAAAGUUAAAUAUUUUACAUACGGAAUUAUGAAAUUGAAGUACCAUGGAGUAUUUAUACUUGAAUUCUUCAUUUAUGUUUGAUUUCCAGCAGUCGUUUAAGCUUUACAAGUUCAGGAAAUUCAAGCUGCAUAAAUUAAAUAUUCAUAUGCAUAUUGAAAUAGAGAUUCCAUUUUGGGUUUUUUUUUUUUUUGGCCCUUUGUUGCCUCCAUACUUUAUAGGUAAAAAUGGUGCAAAAGUGUGCAUGUUAACAGUUAACCAACCUUAAAGCCAUGUUGUUGUUGUUGUUGUUGGUUUUGUAUCUUUUAAACAACUUUAGCUGUUAGAACGCCAGACGAGUUGUAUCAAUUUUUUUUUUUUUUUGGGGCACUUUAACUCUGAAUUCAGGGAAGACGGGUUUUUUAAUUUUCAUUUUUUCCUCUUUAAUCUGCACCGCCAUAACACGUUGUACUUUACCAUCUAAUACACUAUAAUCCUAUUUUGUUAAGCUCCACUCAUAACUACAUUUGUUGGAAGUACAGUGUGAAAGAAGUUUUUUUUGGUUUUUUUUUGUUUUUUUGUCUCUGCAGGCUUCCGUAUAAAUCGCUCAAAGUUAGCUGUCAAAUGUUUUGACUCUUGCAUGUUUGUUUGUCCACAUUCAUGCUUCCUGUACUCACCUCUCAGCAUUAAAAAGCACGCAUUAUUGUACAUGAAACAGCGAUCGGACGCCUUUUGGAAAGGAGUUUUCAUGUCAUGUUGAUAAAUUUGUGAGCUUUUGGGGCUGAUUUAACGCCUAGUAUCUCAUUUUAAGGCUUUUCAACUGUAACUAGAGCGCUUUGACGUGCAAACUGUCGCCUCGUAGGUUCAUUUUUAACUCCCAAGAUGUCAAAAUUUAAGCAAAUGUCAAGAAAAAAAUCCAGUUGAAGCUUCUAAAAUGUGAAUAUUUCUAGGUUUUGGUCUAAUUGGCUGAACAAAAACACAUUAUUAUUGGGUUUUCUUUCUCUGUUUUUGGUUCUUGAACUAAAACUGUACAUUUUAAUUUGACAUUUCACGCAUUACAUGGUGUAAAAUGACAUUUGGGAGUUUAUAUUUACCGUAUAUGGCAAGAACAUGUUUGUUUUGAGGUUGUUUUUGUAAAUCACAGAUUUAAAAACAUCUCACGGAAACUUUCUUUAAUCGCUGCUCUAAAGUUUUCAGUCAAACCAACUGUUAAAAAUGUCUCAAAAUAUCCUUUUUCAGUUUUUCAGCUCAUUUAUUGUUACUGAAAACUCCAGAGCAGCGAUUAAACAGAUAGUUUUCUCCUAAAUGAGUCCAUGAGCUUUGAUUUCAGGCUCCUGAGUUCAAUUUUGUCCAUUUGGUGUCUCUAGUUUGAACAUCCACCAACUUAAAUGCCAAAGAUCUCCAUGUGUUUUCCAGUUAUGCUGUUCUUGUUGAGACGUUUUCCAACAACUUUUGGAGCACAAUCAUCUGAUUGAGUUUGGAACCAUCUGUGCUCUAAAAGUUGUUGGAAAAGGGUUGAAAAGACUCCUGAGAGGUUUUCCUAUUGACUGACCCGUCAGUAGAAGCCAUUAGUUUGGAAAUAUUUUGCUAAAUUUUGAUUUUUGAACUCGAUCUCUGACGGCAGCGGAGCCUCUCUAAAGUGUGACGGCUGCAGACGGAACCCAAACCCAGAGUGAAGACGUUCUCUCUGGAGGGGAACAGGUUUAUUUUUGUAGCUAUCUCCUGAUUUCUCUUUGAAUCGUUACCAAACGUGGCCUUUUCCUCACACCAGGAGGGCCGCAUCUAUUAAAGGUGAAAUUAAAACAAA